GCCUCGUGCGUCGCGUCGCGUCGCGGCGCUCACUGGGGGCCCGGCUUUCGCCCGCUGCUGCCGCCGCCGCCGCCGGCCGCGGCUGCUCUCCCAAGAUGGCGGCUCCUCCGGGCGAGUACUUCAGCGUUGGGAGCCAGGUGUCGUGCCGGACGUGCCAGGAGCAGCGGCUGCAGGGCGAGGUGGUAGCCUUCGACUACCAGUCCAAAAUGCUGGCUUUAAAAUGUCCCUCUUCCAGUGGAAAGCCCAACCAUGCAGACAUCUUGCUCAUAAACUUACAGUAUGUUUCAGAAGUGGAAAUAAUUAAUGACCGAACAGAAACCCCUCCUCCCCUAGCUUCACUCAAUGUUAGUAAGCUUGCCAGCAAAGCACGGACAGAGAAGGAGGAGAAGCUGAGCCAGGCCUAUGCAAUCAGCGCUGGUGUUUCCCUAGAGGGCCAGCAGCUCUUCCAGACCAUACACAAGACCAUUAAAGACUGUAAAUGGCAAGAAAAAAACAUCGUAGUCAUGGAAGAAGUUGUUAUUACACCCCCAUAUCAAGUGGAAAACUGUAAAGGCAAAGAGGGGAGUGCACUGAGCCAUGUACGCAAAAUAGUUGAAAAACAUUUUAGAGACGUGGAAAGCCAAAAGAUACUGCAGCGUUCACAAGCCCAGCAACCACAGAAGGAGGCUGCCCUGUCAUCCUGAGUCCGCACACACGGAGGACUCUUCCAGCAUCCAGCCGACGAGGCGAUGGUGGUGGCUUCGGCGGAGGCAGGCCGGGGGAGGGAAGGGAUCCUAUAUUUCCUGUUGGCUCUUGUUAACAAAGGGUCGGCAUUUCCAAAUCUUAGACUUGAACAAACAAAACACCCAACAAAAAAGAACAAGAGAAUAAUUUAAAAGUUGAAUCAUUACUUGACUAACAGACUUCGGUCCACCAUGUCCUUUUCACAGCCCCCUUCUGGAACAGUCACCUUGUUAAUUUUAUUUUUGAAAAUUCCUUUCCUGCUCUGCCCUUUCACCUCUGACUUUCCUAGUCUGUCCCUGCCAUUCUGUUUUUAUAAGUGGCUACACUUGCCUUCUGAGUGAUCGAAAGAAACUUUUACAUCUUCUCUUCCAAAAUAAAAGUAACAAGCUGACUGUGAUACUUAAGUUGAGACUAGAGCAGCAGACAGAGGUCUCACUUUAAAUUUGUCUUUUUUUUUCUUUUUUUUUUUUUUUCCCUUUUUUUUGCACAGGG
Molecule: messenger RNA, 1215 nt
Organism: Mustela erminea (ermine)
Lineage: Eukaryota; Metazoa; Chordata; Mammalia; Carnivora; Mustelidae
Gene: LSM12
Product: LSM12 homolog
Exons: 5
Coding region: 96-683 (195 amino acids)
Molecular function (GO): RNA binding
Source: RefSeq, a predicted model, not a curated record